GCCUCGGUGAGGGGCAGCAAGGCAGACAGCAGGCGCGGCAGGAGCGGGAGAGGCGAUCUAUUUCCCCCUCUGCCUACCUACAGCACUCUGGCCAUGCACCAGCGGAGGGAAGCAUGCCAGUCAUUUUAGAAGGAUGCAAAAUGCCAGCAACCUAGCAGCUUGGGAUGAUUUUGCUCAGUGUACGACAAGCUGGGUCCUACGGGUCAGAAGCUGGAAGAAAGUGGCUGGAGUCCUUAGUGUGUCUGGGAAUCUGUGAAUUGUGACUCACAUCGCUCCUCGGAUAUAUAAACAGAGAGCGAGCGAGCGAGCGAGAGCAAAGCCUUUGGUAUAUAACAGAACCGAUCGAGUGCGAUUUAAUUUUAAAAUGCUGGUUCUCCUUUCUUGAUGUGGAGCACAACAAAAUGGUUCUCCAGUAAGAAGAAGAAGAAAAGGCUUCUCUAAGAAACCGUGCGUCUUGCAACUGAAGUCACCAGAAGUCCAGCUGCUUCGGUAUUUAAUGGGCUCUUCCAAAGGUGUUAAGGGACUUGUGAGAAAUCUGCAGCAGGUCGAGAAAAUCCGGUGAAAGACCAUGCUAAACUGCAUUAGCGCUGUGCAAGGGUGGACCUAAAAGUUAUGAAGUGGUACCUGUCGUAACAGCAAGCAAAUAUUGUUCUCAUUUCUUGAAUCAAGACUCGAACUAGUCAGAUCUCCAAGCAAUGGCAACAGAAGUGGUGUGUGGAUUGAUCUUCAGAUUGCUACUUCCAAUAUGUCUAGUAGCUGCAUGUGCGUUCCGUUACAAUGGGCUCUCUUUUGUGUACCUCGUCUACCUCUUGCUCAUUCCUCUGUUUUCAGAACCUACAAAAACAACAAUGCAAGGACAUACAGGAAGGUUAUUAAAAUCCUUGUGUUUCAUCAGUCUAUCAUUCCUGCUGCUGCACAUCAUCUUCCAAAUCACAAUAAACAGCCUUGAAGCUGGAAACAAUAUUGAACCCGGUUUUAACUGUUCUACAUGGGAGAAAACGUUACGACAGAUCGGUUUUGAAAGUGUGAAGGGAGCCGAUGCUGGCAACGUGAUCAGAGUGUUUGUACCAGAUAUCGGGAUGUUCAUUGCUAGCUUGACCAUAUGGCUUGUCUGCAGAAACCUUGUGCUGAAGCCAGUGACAGAGGAUGCAGCACAGUACAACACACAAUUUGAAAAUGAAGAAAUGGCUGGAAGAGAAAAGUUAGAGCCAGAUGAUGCAUUGAUAUGUGAGGAUUUGGAUGGUGGAGAAAAUAGCGAAGAGGAAUUUGAAGAAACCACAAAAUUAAAACUACUGCGCAGAAUUGCCUCACUGGCUUCCAAACUGAAAGAGUUUAUUGGAAACAUUAUAACCACCGCUGGAAAAGUUGUUGUUACAAUUUUACUUGGUUCAACAGGUAUGAUGUUGCCAUCUUUGACAUCAGCUGUGUAUUUCUUUGUAUUUUUGGGGCUGUGCACCUGGUGGUCCUGUUGCCUAGCAUUUGAUCCGCUGAUAUUCAGCUGUCUGUGUGUAUUAAUGGCUAUAUACAGUGCGGGGCACUUGAUUGGACUUUAUCUGUACCAGUUACAAUUCUUUCAGGAAGUUGUUCCCCCAAAGGACUACUAUGCAAGGUUAUUUGGUGUCACUUCAGUAAUUAAAACCAACUGCUCAAGCACCUGGAAGAUCAUAGCAAACCAAGACCUCGUCUGGUAUCACCAUGCCAAUCCCAUAUUACUGCUGGUGAUGUACUACACCCUGGCAACUCUUAUUCGCCUUUGGCUACAAGAGCCCAUUGAAAUGGAUGAUGAAGAGAAAUCUGGUAUCAGCGAAGAAGACAAAGAAACAGACUGCAACCCAUCCUCAAGGAGACGAAGUUUGUGGUAUGCAAGCCACUACACAACUGAUGAGAGAAAACUUCUGUCAAUGACUCCAGAUGAAUACAAGCCAUCUGAUGUCCUGCUCGUAACAGUGAAUGGGACUCCUGUAGAUUAUCACACCAUACACCCCACACUUCACUUGGAGAAUGGCCCUGCCAAAGCUGAUAUGUACUCAACCCCACAGUACAAAUGGGAGCCAUCAGAUGACAUGUCAGAAAAGAAAGAAGAGGAAGAUGAGGAAGAAGAAGAGGAGGAAGAUAUUCAGGAGAAAAAAGAAAGUGUUAAAAUACAUGCCAUGGUCUCCGUCUUCCAUUUUAUCAUGAAACAAAGUUACAUUUGUGCUCUGAUUGCAAUGAUGGCUUGGAGUAUCACUUAUCACAGUUGGUUGACUUUUGUGUUAUUGAUCUGGUCCUGCACACUUUGGAUGAUUCGUGACCGAAGGAAAUAUGCUAUGAUCAGUUCACCUUUCAUGGUUGUUUAUGGAAAUUUGCUGUUAACAUUACAAUAUAUAUGGAGUAUUGACCUAAAUAAUGAUGAGCUUCCUAAAGUUUCAGGAUUUUUAGAAAAGAAGGAUCCUGGGGAAUUAGCAUCAAAGAUCCUUUUCACGAUUACUUUCUGGCUACUGCUUAGGCAACACCUCACAGAGCAGAAAGUGCUUCAGCUAAAAGAAACUUCUUUAGAUGAGGUCAAAGUUGAAGAUGAAGAAAAUGAAGAAAAAGAAGAGGAAUUGCAAGAAGGGGAAGUGACAGAGGAAGCAGAUGAAGAAGAUGAGGAUGAACAGGACAUUAUGAAAGUCCUGGGAAACUUGGUGAUGGCUAUGUUCAUUAAGUACUGGAUUUAUGUCUGCGGAGGAAUGUUCUUCUUUGUCAGCUUUGAGGGCAGAAUUGUCAUGUACAAAAUCAUCUAUAUGAUGCUCUUCCUCUUCUGUGUGGCCCUGUACCAGGUGCACUAUGAAUGGUGGAGGCGAAUCCUAAAAUAUUUUUGGAUGUCAGUGGUUGUUUACACUAUGCUGGUGCUUAUCUUCAUCUAUACAUAUCAAUUUGAAUCAUUUCCUGGCUUGUGGAUGAACAUGACAGGGCUAGAUGAAAAAAAACUAGAGGAUCUCGGUUUAAAACAGUUUUCUGUGGCUGAGCUGUUCACACGUAUCUUUAUUCCAACCUCUUUCUUAUUGGUGUGUAUAUUACACCUUCAUUACUUCCAUGACCAUUUCCUCCAGCUCACUGACUUAAAAGCUGUAACCAGCAAACAGGACAGCACUAUUUACAGCCAUGCUAAAGUUAAUGGUCGUGUUUAUCUAAUAAUAAAUAGCCUCAAGAAAAAAAUACCAAACCACCACAAUGAACUGGUGCACCAAGAUGGAAGUCUGCCUGACCUAACCAUGCUGAAUUUAACUGCUGGCAAUGCAAAGGAAGAGGAUAAAAAUCUGGAAGAGGAUGGUGAUGAAAGAAUGGAAGAGAGAGAUGGGGAGGGAGAGAAAGGUGGGGAUGAAAAAGAGAAGGAGGAGGAAGAUGAGGAAGAGGAUGAUGAAUCUGAUGUAGAAGAAACAUCCGAUUUAAAGAAUAAGUGGCACCUGGUGAUCGACCGCCUCACAGUGCUAUUCUUGAAAUUUCUGGAAUAUUUUCAUAAACUGCAAGUUUUUGUGUGGUGGCUUUUGGAGCUGCAUAUUAUCAAAAUUGUUUCUUCAUACAUCAUCUGGGUCACAGUGAAAGAGGUGUCUCUGUUUAACUUUGUGUUUUUGAUUGCCUGGGCUCUUGCUUUGCCAUAUGCUCAAUUCCGCCCAUUGGCAUCAAGUGUCUGCACUGUUUGGACAUGUGUGAUUAUCGUCUGCAAAAUGUUAUAUCAGCUCACAUCUAUUGACCCUAGCACCUUUUCCAGUAACUGUACAAUGCCUACAGAAAAUGAAACUGACAUAGGCAGUGAAGAACUGAAGACGUCGCUUCUCUACAGCGCACCCAUUGAUCCUACAGAGUGGGUUGGAUUAAGGAAGUCUUAUCCCCUGCUUGUAUACUUAAGGAAUAACUUACUGAUGCUGGCUAUUCUGGCCUUUGAAGUUACAAUUUACCGGCAUCAGGAGUACUACAGAUGUCGAAAUAAUCUUACUGCACCUGUGACUAAAACCAUUUUCCAUGACAUUACAAGAUUACAUUUGGAUGAUGGACUCAUAAACUGUGCCAAGUAUUUCAUAAACUACUUCUUCUACAAGUUUGGGUUGGAGACCUGUUUCCUACUGUCAGUUAAUGUAAUUGGUCAACGAAUGGAUUUCUUUGCCAUGAUUCAUGCCUUCUGGUUAAUUGCUGUAUUAUAUCGACGUAGAAGAAAAGCUAUUGCAGAGAUCUGGCCAAAGUACUGCUGUUUUCUGGCAUGCACCAUUAUAUUCCAGUAUUUCAUUUGUAUUGGCAUUCCACCUGCUCCUUGUAAAGACUAUCCAUGGAGAAGCCUUAAUGCCAACUUCAACUCCAACAUCAUAAAGUGGUUAUACUUUCCAGACUUCAUUGAAAGACCAAAUCCUAUUUUUCUUGUCUACGAUUUCAUGUUGCUGCUCUGUGCAUCCUUACAAAGACAAAUGUUUGAGGAUGAAAAUAAGGCUGCUGUGCGAAUCAUGGCUGGGGACAACGUGGAAAUUUGCAUGAACCUUGAUGCAGCGUCAUUUAGCCAGCACAACCCAGUUCCCGACUUCAUUCACUGCCGAUCCUACUUAGAUAUGUAUAAAGUGAUAAUAUUUAGUUACCUCUUCUGGUUUGUGCUUACUAUCAUCUUCAUCACGGGAACUACAAGGAUCAGCAUAUUUUGUAUGGGUUACUUGGUGGCCUGUUUCUAUUUCCUGCUCUUUGGUGGUGAUCUAUUAUUGAAACCUAUCCGAAGCAUUCUACGUUAUUGGGACUGGCUGAUUGCAUACAAUGUCUUUGUGAUUACAAUGAAAAACAUACUGUCGAUAGGAGCAUGUGGCUACAUUGAGUCAUUAAUUCGAAACAGUUGCUGGUUGAUUCAAGCAUUUAGCUUGGCUUGUACAGUUAAAGGAUACCAUCAACCUAAAGAAACUGGAGACUGUAAAUUGCCUAGCGGUGAGGCAGGAAUUAUUUGGGACAGUAUAUGCUUUGCUUUCCUGCUGCUGCAAAGAAGAGUCUUCAUGAGCUACUACUUCCUACAUGUGGUUGCUGAUAUAAAAGCUUCACAGAUCCUGGCAUCAAGAGGUGCUGAACUUUUCCAGGCCACAAUUGUCAAGGCAGUAAAGGCAAGAAUCGAAGAAGAGAAAAAAUCAAUGGAUCAAUUGAAGAGACAGAUGGACCGCAUCAAAGCUAGGCAACAAAAAUACAAAAAGGGUAAAGAGAGAAUGCUGAGCAUGACCCAAGAAUCAACAGAAGGGCAAGAAAUUCAAAAGGCUUCUGAAGAAGAUGAUGAAGGAGAAGCAGACAAAGAGAAAACCAAGGGCAAAAAAAAGCUGUGGUGGCGGCCUUGGGUUGAUCAUGCUUCCAUGGUCAGAAGUGGAGAUUAUUAUUUAUUUGAGACGGAUAGCGAAGAAGAGGAGGAGGAUGAAAAAAAAGAUGAUGAAGAACCUCGGCGAAGAUCUGCAUUCCAGAGAGCUAUUGGGAAAUUUGCUUCAGCCAUUUUAGCCUUGCCAAAGUCUGUCAUUAAACUGCCCAAAACUAUUCUCCAGUAUUUAAUCAGAGCAGCAAAGUUUGUGUAUCAGGCCUGGAUUACUGAUCCUAAAACUGCACUUCGACAGAGGCGCAAAGAGAAGAAAAAGUUUGGGAAGGAAGACAAGCGAAGGCGAAAAGGAUCUGGGGAUGGUGCUACAGAUGUAGAACAUGAAGAGAGAGACGAUGAACCUGUCAAAAAGAAAUCAGAUGGGCCAGAUAAUAUCAUCAAAAGAAUAUUUAAUAUUUUGAAGUUCACCUGGGUCCUUUUCCUGGCAACGCUAGAUAGUUUUACAGCUUGGCUCAAUUCCAUUUCAAGAGAGCACAUUGAUAUCUCUACUGUACUGAGAAUUGAGAGAUGUAUGCUGACCAGGGAAAUUAAAAAGGGGAAUGUUCCAACUCGUGAGAGCAUCCAUAUGUAUUACCAGAACCAUAUGAUGAAGCUUUCCAAGGAAUCAGGACUGGACAUAAUUGAUGAAAAUCCUGGUCAAGAUUCUAGUUUACAGGCAUCUGAGAGGAUGGAUAGUUUAGAUUCAGCUGCUUCUCAUGACAGUAUUUCCAGUGAACCUACCCAGGUCACCAUGCUGUAUUCUCGUCAGGGCACAACAGAAACCAUUGAAGAAGUAGAAGGGGAGCAUGAAGAAGAAGGGGCAGGUUCUACAUCAAGACGAGAAGAUGAGGUGGACGAUUAUGGCUUGGAUUCAGAAGGAGCUGCGUACACUCCUGAUACUGACGUGCCAUCAUACUCUGCUGCGGAUGGCAAUGCCGAAAUUCCACCUUCAUACAGCAAAGCUGUCAGCUUUGAUCAUCUUUCCUUCAGUUCCCAAGAUGACUCUGCUGGCAAGAACCUCAUGAUGGUGAGCCCAGAUGACAGUCAAAUUGACAAGCUAAAUGAUACUAUCCUCCCUCCAUUGACACACGAUCUGACUGCCAGUGAGCUGCUUCUAAACAAGAUGUUUCGUGAUGAAGAGCUGGAGGAAUCAGAGAAAUUUUACAGUGGUCAGCCUCGACUAUUGCUUCUCGUUUAUGCCCUGUAUAAUACACUGGUGGCCCGGUCAGAAAUGGUGUGUUAUUUUGUGAUUAUCCUUAAUCACAUGAUAUCUGCCUCCAUGAUUACCCUUGUGCUUCCCAUCCUUAUAUUCCUUUGGGCCAUGCUGUCUGUCCCCAGGCCGAGCAAACGCUUCUGGAUGACAGCCAUUGUCUACACUGAGGUGACCAUUGUUAUCAAGUACUUCUUCCAGUUUGGCUUCUUUCCCUGGAAUAAACAUGUGGAUUACACCAAAGAUAAACCUUACCAUCCGCCCAAUAUUAUUGGUAUUGAAAAGAAAGAGGGUUAUGUACACUAUGACCUUGUUCAGCUCCUUGCUUUGUUCUUCCAUCGAUCCAUUUUAAAGUGCCAUGGGUUAUGGGAUGAAGAUGAUGAAGGUGAAAGCUGCAGUAGUAAAGAGGAAUAUGGCGAUGAGCUCUCACUGACAGCAGGCAGGAGAGAUUCUGCUGACUCUUUAAAGUCAGUGAACCUUGCGGCUUCUGUGGAAUCCAUACAUGUCCACUUCCCAGAACAGCAGACUGCCGUCAGGAGGAAAAGUUCCAGCAGUGGGUCACAACUUUCACACAGAUCCAGUUUGUCCUCACACAGGUCAAAGAGAGGGAGCACCAGUACACGAAACAGCAGUCAGAAAGGAAGCAGUGUAUUAAGCAUCAAGCAAAAAUCUAGAAAAGAGCUUCUUAUGGAAAAGUUUCGAGAACAAAUGAUCAAAGCAAAGGCAUUUACGAUUAAAAAGACUCUUCAAAUAUAUGUGCCCAUCAGACAGUUUUUCUACAAUCUCAUUCACCCGGAAUACAGUGCUGUGACUGAUGUUUAUGUGCUGAUGUUCCUCGCAGAUACUGUGGACUUCAUCAUCAUUGUGUUUGGGUUUUGGGCUUUUGGGAAACAUUCUGCGGCAGCAGAUAUCACCUCUUCAUUAUCAGAGGACCAGGUACCAGAGGCAUUCUUGGUGAUGGUGCUCAUUCAGUUUGGGACCAUGGUGGUAGACCGAGCACUGUACCUCAGAAAGACUGUCAUGGGAAAAGUCAUCUUCCAGGUCAUUCUUGUUUUUGGGAUACACUUUUGGAUGUUCUUUAUCUUGCCUGGAGUAACUGAAAGGAAAUUUAGCCAAAACACAGUUGCCCAGCUCUGGUAUUUUGUGAAAUGUGUUUAUUUUGGGUUAUCAGCAUAUCAGAUCCGUUGUGGUUACCCAACCCGUGUUCUUGGCAACUUCCUCACCAAAAGUUACAACUAUGUAAACCUCUUCUUAUUUCAAGGAUUCCGUCUGGUUCCAUUUUUGACUGAGUUGAGAGCAGUAAUGGACUGGGUUUGGACUGAUACCACUCUGAGCCUUUCCAGCUGGAUCUGCGUUGAGGAUAUUUAUGCUCAUAUAUUUAUCUUGAAAUGUUGGCGAGAGUCUGAAAAGAGAUACCCACAGCCAAGAGGCCAGAAGAAAAAGAAAGUUGUGAAGUAUGGAAUGGGUGGCAUGAUUGUUGUCUUGCUGAUUUGUAUUGUCUGGUUCCCUCUGCUCUUCAUGUCUUUAGUCAAAUCUGUUGCAGGCGUCACCAACAGGCCUCUUGAUGUAUCAAUCACGAUAACCCUUGGAGGUUAUCAGCCUAUUUUUACAAUGAGUGCUCAGCAGAACCAGCUCAAGGAUUUGAAUCAAACUGAGUUCAAUUCAUUUCAAAGAGAAUAUUCGGGUAAUACUGGUGCUUUGCAGUUUCUUGAAGGCUAUGGAAAAGAAGAUAUAACUGUAGCAGAACUAGAAGGGAAUUCAAAUUCAUUGUGGACUAUCAGCCCUCCCAGUAGAAAGAAAAUGAUUCAAGGUCUCCGAGAUUUUUCUGCUGAGUUCACUCUAGUUCUUUCAUGGAGUAUUCAAAGAAACCUCUCUCUUGGUGCAAAAGCAGAAAUAGCAUCGGAUAAGCUUUCCUGUAACCUACUGAACAAAACUAGAGAAAAUAUCGCUACAAUGAUGUCUGGGGAUCACACGGUAAAGAAGGUGACGCUAGAACUGAUGUUUCCAUACUACAUCAAGGCACCUAGUGAUUCUCUGGCAAAACCCAUAAAGCAACUAUGGAAAGAGGGGAGGAUGGAAAACAUCACUGUUUCUCUUGUCAAAAAUGAGUCUAAAGAUGGGGUUCGUGAAUGGUGGGUUCUCAAUCAGCUUGGAAAAAGAUACAGACAGGAAGAAAGUCUUGAACUCUUUGUAUUCAGUGACAAAGUUAGCCCUCCUAGCCUUGGAUUCUUGGCAGGCUAUGGUAUCAUGGGACUGUAUGCCUCAGUUGUCCUGGUGAUAGGGAAGUUUGUCCGUGAGUUCUUCAGCGGGAUCUCUCACUCCAUCAUGUUUGAAGAACUACCAAACGUGGACCGUAUCUUGAAGUUGUGUACUGAUAUUUUCUUAGUAAGAGAGACUGGAGAACUGGAACUAGAGGAAGACCUGUACGCCAAAUUAAUAUUCCUGUACCGCUCACCAGAGACUAUGAUCAAAUGGACUAGGGAAAAAACUAAUUGAUCCCUUUGGAGUCACACUGCAAAUCAAGAGGACUUCAUCUGAAUUUUAAAAAAGCACAAUAUUCUCAUAAGAGCUAAGCCUUUUAUAGUUAGGUAGCAAUGAUUUUUCACAGAUUGAGUCUAGGAAGCUACUUCCUUAGGAGUCCAUGCUGCCUUCAAAUUAAGGAUUAAUGGUGAAGAAGAUUGGUUUGAUUUUUUUUUAGAAUGCCCACUCCUCUAAAAUCAGGGGACCUUGCUUUGUAAUUUAAUCAACCAAAUGUUCUGCAUCCUUGUCUAGGUAAGUUAAUCUUCCAGACAUUAAAUUUCUACCCUUAAAGAAAAAGGAAAGAAAGAAACGAUCCCUCAGAUGACUUCACUGGACCUUUUCUGGAGCGAUACAGUUUGUGCAAUAUGCUGUUGUACGUCACUGACUUUGAAGAUAUAGUAAUGGGAAUCUGACUAGCCUUCAGGACAACCAUGCCAAAAGGCUAUAGUGGGAGCUGAAGAAAUGCUAGCCAUAUCCAUUUUUAGAAAAGCAGGGGUUUUGAUGUACCGAAGACUCUGUGGACAACCCUCUGUAAGCAAAAAGAAAACAAGUGACAAUCUCUUUAAUUACCUUAUUUUAUUUGUACAGUCCCAGAAGACAUUUCCAGGAAACAUCAAUGACUUUUCUCAGGAAAAAAAACUUGGUUUUAGCCCUUAGUUAAACCUUAAAGAAUUAUGGUGAAAUAUUGGGGUGUUCUGCUGGGCCAUCUUCCCACAAUUACUGCUUUCCUUUAGACAGAGAAAAGCCAACUGAACGACUAAGGAGCGGUUUCACUUCUUAUAUCUCUUUGAAGACUGAAUAGUGUGUGCUACUCUGUGCUUCCCACUACAUGCUUCCCCUCCCUCCCCCAUUUUGAUGAUUUAAGGCAAUGGUUUUGUUAUCUGAUAUUCUCCUUUCAGUGUUUCAGGUAUACAAAAAUGUUUACAUAUUCCAAUUUACAUUUUUACAUCCGAGACGGGUUUUUUAAGUUCCCAAAUAUAGAAGUACAUAUGAGCUUGAAAAAUGGCCUUUUCUUAAAUUACUAUGGUUGGUGACACAAACGGUUCAUUAGAGAACAUUGUAGCAUGAAAAUUUACGAUUGCAAUAUAGGAUUAAUUCCAUGUUUAAAAAAAUGCAAUUUCUGAAAAACAAAAUAAUUGAGUGGGUAGGGUAUGUUAAAAAGGUUAUACUGUGUAGUUUUGAUUCAGUAAUGACUUAAAAUAAAGCACAUGAUGCAAAGUCA
Caretta caretta (loggerhead turtle) is the source of this 10272-nucleotide messenger RNA. Lineage: Eukaryota; Metazoa; Chordata; Testudines; Cheloniidae. The record is from RefSeq and is a predicted model, not a curated record.